This is a messenger RNA of Ornithodoros turicata, 4180 nucleotides long. Its product is annotated as nucleolar protein dao-5-like. Bases 23 to 3697 code for a protein of 1224 amino acids. The transcript has 3 exons. The record is from RefSeq and is a predicted model, not a curated record. Lineage: Eukaryota; Metazoa; Arthropoda; Arachnida; Ixodida; Argasidae.
UUCUGCAUAGCAUUUCACGCUGAUGCUGAAGACGACGAAGCAACUGUUGGCUACCGCGCCGCGGAGGGUGCCUGGUUCGACGCCGGUAGAGAUGAAGUGCCGCGGGCGAACCGCGGUACUUAUACUGUGCUUGGCGUUCGCCAUCUCCGACAUCGGAGUAGGCAGGCCAGAUGAAAGCACCAGAAGAGUCUCCACUCCACCAAGGAACAAAGACGAACAGAAAGGAGCUAGAGACACCCAGGUGAUAAUCGAACACAUCGACGGCAGAGGUGAACAGGCAAAUGCAUCAUACACACUGGUAGACUGGCCAGUGAAGCUGGGCAUCCUGGCUGCCGUUAUACUGUCCCUCAUCUUGUGCCUAGUCCUGCUGCGGUUACCGGAACCAGAGAGUGAGAUUGAGUACAGACGACUCCACUCCGUCAAAAGGAGCAGUAGUCCUACAGAGGGCCUCACAUUCGUGGACAUCUUUGACGAUGACUUCUCCCGCUCAGGACGAGAUCCCUGCGGAGAUGCGCACCGGUGUAGCCAGCUGGAGACCCACGUGCAGAACCAGGAGAGCAGGCUCGGUUCUGAUCAGGACAGUCCGGACAGCAGUUGUAGUGGCAUCAAGAAAUCAUCGAAAGCCAAGCAUAUUUCUCCAGAUACGGAUUUCGGCUCGGGCAGAGCAGUUGUUCACCACGCACAGUGUGCACAGCUAAAUCGCACGGAAAAGCAACACGAAGCUGGAUCUCGCGAAAUAACAAAUUGCCCUCAUCUUCUCCAACCAGAAGAAGUCCGGUUACAUCCUGGAAAGGGGCGUGGUCACCACACACCGCAUAGCACGAUUUUACAAGAGGAACAUCACGAAACGUUCGCCCACUGCACAAACACAUGCGUAGGCCCUUCUGUAAACGAUCGGUGCGUAGGUCGUCUGGCUACUUUCAGUCACCCUCCUAGAGGGAAUUUAACAGAGAACAGUGCUACGCGAACGACCGAGUCUCAACGUCAACAGCCAUGCCGUCAGCACACUGCAAGAAGCCCCGUAGUUAUCGCGGCUACAUCGUCAGCGUCAUCGAAGGACACGCUUCCGUCGGGACGCCCCGCACUUGGUGAGAGUGAAAAUUCAAAGACUGAAGACGAUACUCCAUCUCCCGGUGGAGCCUGUAAUGCUGACGCUACUGAAAAUACAAAGUCACAGGGAGGUCAGGGCAGCGCUGCAGUUAAGCAAACCGACCCAGCGAAAUGUCAUACUCCACACGACUCGAAGAAACGUGGACGUGUCCCAAUCGCUCACAAGUCACAACGAAAGAAGAGUUCAUCCCGUAAAAAUCGACCAAAGGGUACAAAACGCGACUGUCGUUUCUGGAGCGCAAGUGACAGAGGUAGCAGUGGGAGUGCUGAGCACGAUGGUAGAGCGGACGGGGUCCCGGGUAGUGAGUCGAUUUUGAAACGCCAGUCAUCGUCGGCAUUUUUUUCUAGCUCGGAAAGCGGCCCAGCUUACACGCCGUUUCUGCCGGAACCUAGUUCAUCCGGAGUGGCAGAAGCUGCGUCGAAACCUUCGCGUCGUAGAACACGACCUCGGUACAGAAGCACUGCUAUGCAGGAAUGGGUGCCGCCACACAAUGUUGAGAACAAGCCCUCAGGGACAAAGCAACAGUCUAGCGCUGGGACGGCGAAACCCGACGGGACGUUAUCUAGCGACAGACACGUUACACCUGGAGGUACAAGCGUCGAGGGAGGCAAAACGGUACGACAGGAAGCCUUCCUCCCGGCAAAUGCGCCUGGUUCAUUGCAAAGUACGAGCAACGACGGAUAUUCCUCCUCUUCAACAGCAGGCUCUACUCUUCUUGCUUUCCCAAAUCAUGCAGGACCGCCAGAAGGAAAGGCACCGGGAUUACCACCAGAGGUGUCGCAGAGCCCGAUCAAAGCUUCGAAGCCAACUUCUUCUGAUAGUGUAUUGAAACCAUUUGAUAUCGAAAAAGCGCGACCUCGCAGUCCUACAGAGCCCUUUAUCGUCGAACAUUUAUUGCAAGCUCUCGCAUCAAAACGUAAUAGCGCAUCAGACGUCAUGCAGAAAUACACGCCCAAUGAAAUGUCCGCGAAGAAUGAGAGAGAGAAGGGAGAGCAAAGUGUACCACGAGCGGCUCCUAGAGGGAGAUCCAGCCUCGCCACCGCUUUGGACAGGGCGGCUGACUGUCGUUCGAACAGCAUCAACUAUAAUCGAGACGACCGAAAUGGAAGUGGCAAGGCCGACCUUGAUGAUGAUCUUCGCAGAGCGCAGACCGCACGCACGAGCGAAACCAGUGCUAGACACGAUGCCGUCAAAGUUCAGGGUUUUUCUACUGAUGAAGAAUGUUCGACGGAGAACACAUCUAGAGACACGCAUGAAAGUCCUUUCUGUGGCGCUGACCAUUCGCCCCCGGACAGGAGACUCGUUGCAGUCGUAGAGCCAGAGGAGCCAUUCUGCUGGCCCAAAGACGACUCGUCGGAUGAUCAUGAGCAAACGGAGCAGCCUAAAGGACCACCGUCCUCGAGACUCGCAGAGGAUAACCCCAGGGCGACUAUAGAACAAACUAAUACAGAAGAUAGUUCACCGCAAAUGUCUGAAAGUCUCAUUGAAGACGUGAGCGUUCCUGUUGGCGUGGUACGACCGUUUACUGGGGUAAGGCAGCAUAUCUUACAAUCAAGAGAAACAAUGCUCUCCGCGGACAAAGGGAGCUCGCUCACAUCGGAACAUAGAAAUCUACCGCCUGCGCGCCACGCGGAAGAAACCCGAGAACAGCAUGUAUGUCAGCCCGAUAACAAACGCAGCAGUGGUCUUUCAUCGUCCAAGAUGAAAUCACCCCGGCGACCAAAGAUGAUUUCUGUACCUGAACUGCGUCGAACAUCGAAAUGGGAAGAUGGAAACGGCACUCUAUGUUGUAACACACGAGACGACAAACUCAUCAACCAACAUCAGCAUCGCCCCCACCACCAAGGAUUCAAUAGAGGAAAUGUGGACAAAAAGCCAGUUGGUCGCGAGCUGUGCGACAUUCGAAAUGUGCCUGUUGCAGCUCCAACGUCACUGAAAGCGACACCUCUUCAGGAUGCCCUUGACCUCUCUGCGCGAGAAGAUACUGCCGAGCGAGAAAGUAGUUCUUCGGGGCAUUCGUCUGGCUCCCCUGCGACAUCUUCAGGUACUCUCUCACGGCAGAUAAGACCGCCUAAAAAGCUAUUGAGACAUCAGCAAGAGAUCAACGAUCAGGCUAACACUAUUCCACAUGCUGACAUUCCUCCGAAAAGUAAACUUCCUCCCUUCCGUCGCUCAAGCAUUGAGCCUGCCCUCUCAAGGGACAAGCCAAGCACUGCGGAGUGCUCUGCGACUGCAAAACCAAAACAAGCAAAGCGACUAGGCCGUACAGAUUGCAAUAGCAGCCUCGGUACACUCGAUGGCCGCAGCUUCGCACGCUCAGUUGAGGAAUUUUCUAAAGAGGAAUUACGAACUAUUCCAAGAAGCGAGAAGCUGAAGAAAGAAGCUGAAGAAAGCGACACACUAAAUCUCGAACCUAGGUCGAACCCAAUCGCUCCUCUUGGCUCGCCAUGCGGUCCUACCGACAGCACUUCCCUGCAUGCUACGCCGCGACAAGGAUGCGUUGGUCGUUCGUCCCGACGGAACAGCGGUGCUGCGCCAGAUGCAAAAGCCCCGCAAGUUUUACCACCAGAAAGCACUCCACCAUGAACGCUUUCUCGCCCGAGCAGUACACGUAUCAAUUCACACCGUUUAGAGUCUUCACUUCCAACAGCAUCCGUAUAGGCAGUGCUGGUGUGGUAACGCCAGGAAGUGAUAUAAUGAUUGGCCUCUUCGGUGUGACGAAGAAUCGUCGUCCUCGGAUAAAAAGGAAACUAUAAAUGAAAGCUGUCUGAAUUCUAAGGGCAAGAUUAGCAUUCUUUGAAAUGAUCUGAAUUCUUACGUAGUUACAACAAUGGCUUUGUUGUUAGAUUUAAUAAAAAAAAUAUGUGUAAUUAACAGUGUGUAAUACAGCCUGGUGUCUAUCAUUAGCGAAUGCAACAAAUGUGAUGCAUAUUAGUGUAAGACCGCCUGAGCGUGACCCAAAGACGUGCCUAAAUUCUUCCCCAAAGUACGGAGUGAGGUACCGUAGCUCUGUUUCCUUUGGCGUGUUGAGUGGCCAUCUAUGGUACGCAUUAAAACGUCAUUGCUUGA